AUGGACAAAUUACGGCGGGAUGAUGUUACUGCUGAUUUCUUUGGUCCCAACGACGAGGUGGCGUCGGCUCCGCCCGGCAGGGUUGCCAUUGCCAAAGACAAUGCCAGGCUCUUCGUCGGGAACGUCAUCAACAAUCAUGCCGAACCAUCUCGCCAUGACACAUUUGCCAUCGAUUCCGAACGGUCGUCCCUUAUGACCACAUCCGGGCUCGACCCAAUUACGUUGACAGCAAAGGUUUUCGAAGCCGCAACCCCGGUCGCCAGCGCCCUGCGAUCAUGUCAGAAGCAGGCUGCGCGGUUCAAGAUUGCUGCCCUGUCCAUUGCAUUGCUGCACACGGAGUGCGCGGCCAUCCGGACCACUCUUAUCCAGAUCAAGUCUCUGCUGUCGCGAGACGGGCAAAAGCCUCUCACAAUCGAGGCGGAGAGGAUCAUCCUGGAGGACUAUUAUGGGGUGCUCGAGUUUAGCUGGCUCCUGUUUAAUGUCAUCCUAAAACAUCUGCGGAACCUUGGCCUCACCCAGUUGGAGGGGGUGAGCAAAGAUGACUUUACAGCCAAGAUGGAGAAGUUGUGGGAGUAUCGGGAAAUGGAUGGAAUCAUCCAGGUUCUCGGCCGUCAAGCUCGAGCGGUCGAUCUCUUUCAUAUGGCUCUUCAAUCCGAGACUGAGCAGGAAAUUUCCACAAUCAUGAAAAGCCCGGAAGCAAAGCAGGUCAUUGCAAGCAUCUCUGGCGAUACAAUAUCGCUGCAUGAGUCUUUUUGUGCAGCGCCUGAUGGCGCAUCCGGCAUGGAAACUGCAUCUGUGACUGGCGGGCGAGAGCGUAAUUUUAAUCAAAUUCUAAAAUGCACCGCACUUUACCAGAGAGCAUCCAUGGCAGCCCGGCAAGACUUACUAUUCCAGCACCACCGCUUGUCUUACAAUGUGAGUACAGGAGAAGCUGCGCCAUCUCAUACCGAGUCGACAUCGGACCCGAGAAUGCGUCCAACGGUACCAAUCUCUGUCUACAAAGACAAGACGGAAGCCGAUUCACCAGUAGAACCAUCGCGAUGGAAAAUGGCAUUUGAUCAAACUACUCCUGCCAACGAAAGCUUAGACCAUUACAAAGUAGCCAAAAGACCGCCAACCUUGUUCGAAAUUCUUUCCCGGAGAACGACGAAGCCAUACUCGUUAAUCGAAUUCUACGUAUAUAUGAGAGACGUACAACUAUCUGUUGACUAUCUCGACUUCUGGCUGGAUGUUGAGCAACACUUGGCUCUCUGUCGACACUACGUGAGAGAGUUUCGAAGGUCCGUAGCAGUCAGCAAGGCCGACUCGAUCGACUCCUAUGAACGCAUAACGGUACAAUCUGCGGACGACAACGGCAAGACGCACGCCGGAAGUGACGUGGCGUCGGAGCCGAACAGCACUGUGGCAAGACAAGACAUCCGAGCGUCCGCCGAGAAGAUCCUCUACACGUUCCUGCUCCCCGGAGCGGAGCGCGAAAUUAUCCUGCCCAGCUCUAUUACCCAGGCCGUGACCACCACAAUAGAGGAAGACGGUAGGGACGACCCCGAGGUGUUUGACGCCGCCAAGGAUUAUGUCUUCCACGCCAUGGAGAGAGAUGCGUUCCCAGGCUUUGUGAAUCUGAGCAAGCCGCUGUUUAGGAUUUUUAGGAGGUCGGGAACGCUGGGCUCAUUGGUGAAUAGGUUGUCCGCCGUUAGCCCCGAGCCGCAGGCGGUGCAGUCGUUGCAUGAUGAGGGUCUCCGACCUUUGCGUGGAAAUAUUCAGCCAAUACAGGGGCAGAUACCAACAAAUACGACGUCGACGAUCCGAAGGAAAAGGCGCGGCAAGGUCAACAAUGCAUACGUUGUAAAAGGACAUGGCUGCAACGGCGUGGUCAGGCUGCUGCUUGAGAAGGGCAUCUCGGUGGACGCUAAGGACGAGUGGUUGGGCCGGACGCCGCUAUCGUGGGCCGCAGGCAACGGACACGUGGCCGUGGUUAAGCAGCUGCUCGAGAAGGGCGCCAUCGUGGACACCAAGGACAAGACUGGCCAGACGCCGCUAUGGCUGGCGGCCGGCAACGGGCACGAGGCCGUGGUCAGGAUGCUUAUCGGGAAUGGCGCCGCCGUGGACGCCAAGGACGAGUGGUUCGGCGGCAGGACGCCGUUAUCGUGGGCCGCCCGCAACGGGCACGAGGUCGUGGUCAGAAUGCUGAUUGAGAAGGGUGCAGCUGUCGACGUCGAGGACGAGAACGGCUGGGCGGCACUGAGGUGGGCUGCCACGAUCGAGCACGAGACUGUGGCCAGGCUGCUGAUCGAGAAGAGCGCUGUGGGCCUCGGUAACCAUUCAAGUGAGGUAAAUAUCCUGUCACGUCGCCAAUGA
Pochonia chlamydosporia 170 is the source of this 2355-nucleotide messenger RNA. RefSeq names its product RGS domain-containing protein (Rax1). NCBI's taxonomy places the organism in Eukaryota, Fungi, Ascomycota, Sordariomycetes, Hypocreales, Clavicipitaceae. The transcript has 4 exons. Gene Ontology annotation, cellular component: nucleus; cytoplasm. The record is from RefSeq and is a predicted model, not a curated record. The coding region runs from base 1 to 2355 and encodes 784 amino acids. Gene Ontology annotation, molecular function: protein binding.